AUGUUAGCUUUAUCUGGAUUACCUGCUUCCUCCACAGAAGUAGGGCUGGCUUGGUCGUCUCGCGCACCCGGCCGCGAGUUGUUACGCGUCCUCCAACAGGGAGGCAACUUCGCCGUGACGACAUCUGGAGGAGGUCAACCGCCUACUCCAGGAGGUGGGACAUUAUCGACUCCAGCAAUUGGAUCAUCAGGAACAAGGGGUGGUCCACCUAGUUCCGGAGGCAGGCCGUCGGUUCCAGGAAGUGGACCCACUGGUCCAGCAGGCAGAUCCCCUACCAGUGCAGGGAGUGGAACCGGCGUUCCCGGUGAUAGCCCGGUAAGACUACGGGGGGGCUCAUCUACCCCAGGAGGUGGGCGACAGUCCGAUCUAGGAGGUGGGCAGUUGAGCCCAGGUGGAUCAACUAGUCCAGGAGGCGGGCAGACUUCCAUUCCAGGAGGUGGAGGACCAUCUCGUCCAGGAAGUGGACUGUCUAGUCCAGGAAAUGGAAGCCCCCCUAAUCUAGGAGGUGGAAGACCAUUCAGUCCAGGAAAUGGACCACCUAGUCCAGGAGGAAGCUCACCUGGUGGAGGAAAUGGAGGACCACCUGGUCCAGGAGGUGGAGGAACAGCCAAUCCAGGAGGUGAAGGCUCACCUGGUGGAGGAGGCGGAGGCUCACCUGGUGGAGGAGGAGGCUCGCCUGGUACAGGAGGUGGAGGCUCACCGGGUCCAGGAGGUGAAGGCUUGCCUGGUGCAGGAGGUGGAGGAUCAGAGGCGGAGGAUCACCUGGUGGAGGUGGAGGCUCACCUGGUACAGCAGGAGGCAGCUCACCUAGUGAAGGGGGUGGAGGAUCACCUGGUGGAGGAGGCGGAGGGUCACCUGGUGGAGGUGGAGGCACACCUGGUCCAGGAGGUGGAGGAUCACCUGGCCCAGGAGGCGGAGGCUCACCUGGUGGAGGUGGAGGCUCACCUGGUACAGGAGGUGGAGGCUUACCUGGCUCAGGAGGCGCAGGCUCACCUGGUGGAGGUGGAGGAUCACCUGGUGGAGGAGGUGGAGGCUUACCGGGUCCAGGAGGCGGAGGAUCACCUGUUCCAGGAGGCGGAGGAUCAUCUGGUACAGGAGGCGGAGGCUUACCUGGACCAGGAGGCGGAGGCUUACCUGGACCAGGAGGCGGAGGCUCACCUGGUGGAGGUGGAAGCUCACCUGUUCCAGGAGAUGGAGGAUCAGCUGGCGGAGGAAGUGGAGGUGGAGGCUCGCCUGGCCCAGGAGGUGGAGGUGGAGGGUCAGCUGGUACAGGAGGUGGAGGAUCACCUGUUCCAGGAGGCGGCAGCCUACCCACUGGAGGAGGUGGAGGCUCACCUGGAGGAAGCGGAGGCUUACCUGGCCCAGGAGGCGGAGGCUCACCUGGUGGAGGUGGAGGAUCACCUGUUCCAGGAGGCGGCGGCCUACCCACUGGAGGAGGUGGAGGCUCACCUGGUGGAGGCGGUGGAGGAUCACCUGGUGGAGGAGGUGGAGGCUCAACUGGUCCAGGAAGUGGAGGCUCACCUGGUACAGGAAGUGGAGGCUCACCUGGUACAGGAGGUGGAGGACCAUCUGGCCCAGGAGGUGGAGGCUCACCUGGUACAGGAGGUGGAGGACCAUCUGGCCCAGGAGGUGGAGGAUCACCUGGUGGAGGAGGUGGAGGAUCACCUGGUACAGGAGGUGGCGGCCGACCCACUGGAGGAGGUGGAGGCUCACCUGGUACAGGAGGUGGAGGCUCACCUGGUACAGGAGGUGGAGGCUCACCUGGUACAGGAGGUGGAAGCUCACCUGGUACAGGAGGUGGAGGAUCACCUGGUGGAGGAGGUGGAGGAUCACCUGUUCCAGGAGGAGGCGGCUCACCUAGUGGAGGGAGUGGACGACCACCCGGUGGAGGAGGUGGAGGUGGAGGCUCACCUGGCUCAGGAGGUGGAGGUGGAAGCUCGCCUGGCCCAGGAGGUGGAGGUGGAGGCUCGCCUGGUGCAGGAGGUGGAGGGGGAGGCUCGCCUGGCCCAGGAGGUGGAGGUGGAGGCUCGCCUGGUACAGGAGGUGGAGGAUCUCCUAGCGGUGGUGGAAGACCGCCUGCUCCAGGAGGUGUAG
Messenger RNA from Eimeria acervulina, 2094 nucleotides. RefSeq lists its product as hypothetical. NCBI's taxonomy places the organism in Eukaryota, Apicomplexa, Conoidasida, Eucoccidiorida, Eimeriidae. The transcript has 2 exons. The record is from RefSeq and is a predicted model, not a curated record. Bases 1 to 2094 code for a protein of 697 amino acids.